Molecule: messenger RNA, 2772 nt
Organism: Chaetomium globosum CBS 148.51
Lineage: Eukaryota; Fungi; Ascomycota; Sordariomycetes; Sordariales; Chaetomiaceae
Exons: 3
Coding region: 1-2772 (923 amino acids)
Biological process (GO): xylan catabolic process
Cellular component (GO): extracellular region
Molecular function (GO): alpha-glucuronidase activity
Source: RefSeq, a predicted model, not a curated record
AUGUUCAAAAACGGGGACGUCACGUCACAUUACCAGAUUUUGGGGUCUGGGCUCACGAAUAACCGAUCGUCGGCUAGCAUUGGUAAUCCUGUGAACCGUCAUUACGGCCCACUUACCAAGAAGAAGAGGUUGGGAAACAGCAGUGGCUUGGGAAAGGUCCGUCAUCAUGGCAAGGUCACGCCGGCAUCACCUCUCGACGCCGCCCUCAGCCUCACAACGAUGCGGAGCUUAUUGCUGCUCGCGGCCAUCGGCUUCGCUGCCGCAGAAGACGGUCUCAGUGGCUGGUUGCGGUAUGCCCGGAUCAAGGGAGCCAAUGGUUACCACAACAAACUCCCAUCCGCCAUCGUCACCCUGAACGCAACCGAGGGAUCCCCGGUUUACACAGCAGGCCAGGAACUCUCCGAUGGUAUCAGUGGAAUCUUCGGCAAGGACUUGGAUUUUGCUACAACGAGUUCCCGCAAGCCCCCUCGGGACACCACAGCUACCGUUGGAACCGUUUCCGCAUACAUCGACAGCAACCCUGGCGCUGCAGACCGCCUUCCGGAGCUAGUCGACGAUGGCUUCUACCUCAGCGUCUCCAAGGGGAACGUCCUGAUUCUCGGCCAGAACGAGCGCGGUGCCCUCUAUGGCGCCUUCCACUACCUCUCCCUGCUCGCCCAGGGCAACGCCUCGGACUUCACCCUGACCUCCAACCCUGAGGCGCCAAUCCGCUGGGUGAACCAAUGGGACAACAUGCAAGACGGUGGCACACACGGCAGUGUGGAGCGAGGCUAUGGUGGUGACUCUAUCUUCUUUUGGGAUGGCAAGAUCCGCGAUGACCUGACCCGGGCUGGUCAGUACGCCCGCCUGCUCGCCUCCAUUGGCCUCAACGCUGUGGUUGUCAAUAACGUCAACGCGGACGCGAAGACCCUAACGCCGGAGAACAUGGACGGUCUGGGGAGGAUUGCGGAUGCGUUCCGGCCGUAUGGCGUUCAGCUGGCCGUGUCGCUCAACUUCGCCGCCCCUGACACCUUGGGCGGCCUCGGCACAUUCGACCCCUUGGACGAGACUGUUGCCAACUGGUGGAAGGACAUCACGGACGAGCUCUACAAGAGGAUCCCUGACAUGGCCGGCUAUCUCGUCAAGGCCAACUCGGAGGGACAACCGGGUCCCAUGACGUACAACAGGACCCUGGCUGACGGCGCCAACAUGUUCGCCCACGCUCUCAAGCCUCAUGGCGGAAUCAUUUUGUUCCGUGCUUUUGUUUACGACCACAGGACGCUCAACCAAACCCUCGACUGGAAGGCCGACCGCGCCAACGCUGCCGGUGACUACUUCCACGAUCUUGAUGAUAAGUUUGAGGACAACGUCGUCAUCCAGAUCAAGUACGGCCCCAUCGACUUCCAGGUCCGCGAACCUGUCUCCCCGCUCUUCUCCCACCUGGUCAAGACCCCUUCGGCCAUCGAGCUGCAAAUCAGCCAGGAGUACCUCGGCCAGCAGGCACACCUGGUGUACCUCGCCCCCAUGUGGAAGGAGAUCCUCGACUUUGACUUCCGUGUGGACGGCAAGCCCUCGCGCACCUCCGACAUCCUCAACGGAAAGCGCUUCAACCGCAAGCUUGGCGGCUACGCGGGCGUCGUCAACGUCGGCACCAACACGACCUGGCUGGGCAGUCAUCUCGCCAUGUCCAACCUCUACGCCUACGGCCGCCUCGCCUGGGACUCGUCGGCCACCUCCGAGGGCAUGCUCGAGGAGUGGAUCAAGAUGACCUUCAGCGACGACAAGAAGGUCAUCGACGUCAUUACCAAGCUUUCGAUGCAGUCGUGGCCCGCGUACGAGGACUACACUGGUAACUUGGGCAUCCAGACACUGACCGACAUCCUCCUGGGCCACUACGGCCCUAACCCGGCUUCGCAGGACGGUAACCCCUGGGGCCAGUGGACGCGCGCGGACGGUGACAGCAUCGGGAUGGACCGCACGGUGUGGAACGGUACUGGUUUCGCUGGGCAAUACCCGCCCCAGAUCGCAGCGAUGUACGAGAAGGUGGAAACCACGCCGGACAAUCUGCUCCUGUGGUUCCACCACGUGCCCUACACCCAAGUGCUCAAGUCAGGCAAGACGGUGAUCCAGCACUUUUACGAUGCGCACUACGAGGGCAGCGCUGUGGCGCAGACCUUCCCUCAACUCUGGGAGACGCUGCGGGGCCGGCCGGGCAUCGAUGAGGAGCGCUUCGACCACGUCAUGUACCGGCUCGUGUACCAGGCGGGCCACUCGCUGGUGUGGCGCGACAGCAUCAACACCUUCUACGCCAACAAGUCGGGCAUCGCUGACACCAAGGGCCGCGUCGGCAACCACCCCUACCGCAUCGAGGCUGAGGCCAUGAAGCUGGUCGGGUACGAGCCCUACACCGUGUCGCCCUUUGAGGCCGCCAGCGGCGCCCGCUGCAUCGUCACCAAGGACAACUCGACCCGCGCCACCGCCAGCGUCAAGCUGGAGGACGUCAAGACCGGCAAGUACGACGUCGCCGUCAACUACUACGACAUGGCCCUCGGUAACUCCACCUGGGAGCUGUACGUCGGCUGCGACAGGAUCGGCAAGUGGAAGGGCGAUCAGGAGUAUAUCCUCGGUCGUGCUCCCUCGCCGUACAUUGACGGCCAGACCGCCUCCCGUAUUACCUUUAAGGGGGUUCACAUCAAGAAGGGCAAUACCCUCAAGAUUGUCGGCCACCCGGAUGGGCUUGAGCCCGCGCCGCUGGAUUAUGUUUCCAUUUUGCCCGAGGGGACUGUGGAUUAA